Lingula anatina is the source of this 2032-nucleotide messenger RNA. Its product is annotated as serine incorporator 5. Lineage: Eukaryota; Metazoa; Brachiopoda; Lingulata; Lingulida; Lingulidae. The record is from RefSeq and is a predicted model, not a curated record. Gene Ontology annotation, cellular component: membrane.
CCCAAAACAAGCUCACUUCCGGUGCAGGUGGUGACGAGGGUAUUGUUAGUGUUUACGGGUGGUGGACGGUUGUACAUGUGGAGCAGUAGUUGUUAGCAGAAAUGGCUAUUUACUGACGUUCUUGGGGUUAAAUUUUAUCCCUCUAACAACAUGUGCCAGUGUGCAGCCUGUUGCUGCACCCAGGUGGCCUGCUGUUGUGGCUCAGUGGCCUGUUCCCUGUGCUGUGCAUGUUGCCCUUCCAUCAAUGAAUCCACCAGCACUCGUAUCAUGUACACAUUGUUCUAUAUACUGGGGACAUUAAUAGCAGUCCUCAUGCUCACACCACAGAUACAGGAAGAGCUGGUGGAAAAUAUGCCAUACUUCAAUGAAACCUGCAUGUUCCUGAAUGCAGGUCCAAACUGUAGGCGUUUGGUGGGCUAUAUGGCUGUAUACAGGAUAGGCUUUGCCAUGACGGCCUUCUAUCUGAUCUUUAUGGUCAUCACAUUUGGUGUUGCUACCAGCAAAAGUUGUAGGGCAGGAAUACAUAAUGGGUUCUGGUGCUUUAAGCUUCUAAUAUUUAUUGGGAUCAUAAUUGGCUCAUUUUUCAUUAAGAAUAAUAAAAUUAUAAGCCUUGUAUGGAUGUAUGUGGGAAUGGUUGGAGGCUUCAUAUUCAUUGUGCUGCAGUUACUGCUAUUGGUGGAUUUUGCACACACUUGGAAUGGAAAAUGGCUUGGGAAAACAAAAGGUGUAAAAGGGAACAGAUGUUGGCAUGGUGUUGUGAUAACAGUGGCUCUAGUAUUCUUCACCAUUGCCAUUGUGGGUAUAGCCUUUCUGUUUGUCAACUUCACCCACCCCAAUCCAAGGUUUUGUGUGAAGAAUAAAAUCUUUAUUGGGGUCAAUGCAGGACUGUGCUUACUCAUGUCACUUCUCUCUAUCACACCUUGUGUGAUGAAAAGUAAUCCUAAUUCUGGUUUACUCCAGUCUUCCAUAAUAUCAGUCUAUGUGAUCUACCUCACCUGGUCUGCCAUGACCAGUGAACCUCCAGAAAUUGUGCCUCAUGAUGACUCUUACCACAGGGAUGUGCCUACAAAGAUAGCAUCAGAGGGAAAACCUUUACCUUCAACCCCUCUUCCCUCUCCAGCGGGGGUGAUGGCAGAGGAGAAAACAAACCACACUGAGGUCUUAUGUCGCCCACCCUCAUUUAGUUUCUUAAGAUUUGAUGACACAGACAGGGCAGACAUGGUUGCAGCUUAUGUUGGCUUGUUUAUAACAUUAAUUAUGGCUAUAUAUGCAAGUCUGAGUACAUCUCACGAGUCCCAUCGGUUGGGUGUGGUCCCCAGUGAGCCACAUGACUGGUGUACAUGCUGUGCAGCACAAGAGUCAGAUGAAGUAGAUGGGGAGAACUACCCAAACUUGAUGCGUAAUGAAAAGGGUGGAGUGGUCUACAGCUAUUCUUUCUUCCACCUCAUGUUCUCAUUGGCCAGUUUGUAUAUUAUGAUGCAGCUCACUAACUGGUACAUGCCAGAAGAUGCUGACAUAAAUAGCUUUGGUUUCAACUGGUCGUCUGUGUGGGUGAAAAUGGCAUCUAGUUGGACAUGUGUCAUCAUAUAUGUAUGGACAAUGUUUUUACCAAAGUGUAUACCAGGCAGGGAUUUUUCUAUGAUUUAUUACAAAGAGCCACAAGAAGAGGAAGCUAGAGAUGAAGAAACACCUAUGAACGAAAGGUCAAGGAGGUCAAAAGGGAAAGGUCAAAAAGGCAAGGCCAAAAAAGGAAAGAAAGGGAGAGCAUCAGAAACAGUAGUUUGAUCAUUUGCAAAUAUGUCAUAGUAUGAAAUAUAUGCUAUUUUCUGCACUGAGAAUGGGUGAUUUUGAUCACACAGAACAGAUAAUGAUGCAUUUUUUUGCUUAGAGCAGGUUUUGAAUGGCCUAUGCAUUAUUUGUGGUGCAUACACAAGUGUGGAAAAAACAGCUCACUUCUCACUCUGCACCAUUAAGUGAGAAAAAAGUUUUUUUUUUUUUUUUUUGCUUUUAAAGGCAAUUUAUCCAAAUCUGA